Molecule: messenger RNA, 2438 nt
Organism: Xenopus tropicalis (tropical clawed frog)
Lineage: Eukaryota; Metazoa; Chordata; Amphibia; Anura; Pipidae
Gene: selenop1
Product: selenoprotein P1
Exons: 5
Cellular component (GO): extracellular region
Molecular function (GO): selenium binding
Source: RefSeq, marked reviewed
CAGAGCUGACCCUUACGUUAGAGGGCUGUCCCACAAGGCUAAGCUGGACUUUGUAGCAGGGAGCAGGCUGAUAAACAAGCUGAGUAUAAAUAGGAAGAGGCGCUGGCUGCAGGAGAGAGCAGUCUGCACAGAACCAGGGGCAGUGCUUCCUCUCACCAUGUGGAAGGGCUUUGCUCUUGCCCUGGCUCUUUGCCUUCUCCCUUGGGGAGGGGCAGAGAGCCAGGGCCAUCGAAAGCGGUGUAAAGAACCGCCAGAAUGGAGCAUCGGAGACCAGAAUCCAAUGAUGCAAUCUGCUGGGAAAGUGACGGUGGUGGCCCUUCUUCAGGCUAGCUGAUCUCUGUGCCUGCUGCAGGCUUCCAGGUUGGAGGAUCUGCGGUUGAAACUGGAGAAGGAGAAAUUGGUGGGUAUUUCCUACGUUGUGGUUAAUCACCAAGGGAGACAAUCUCGGGCAAAGUAUGAUCUGCUGAAGUCUAAGGUCUCCGAGCACAUUCCUGUGUAUCAGCAAGAGGAAUACCAGCCUGAUGUCUGGAGCCUACUGAAGGGAGACAAGGAUGAUUUCUUCGUUUAUGACAGGUGCGGACGUUUGGUGCAACAUCUCGAACUGCCGUACUCACUCUUACAUUUCCCUUACGUUGAAGAAGCCAUAAGAAUUGCUUAUUGUGAAGAUAAAUGUGGGGAAUGUGAACACAAGAUACUAGAUGCUGAUGUUUGCAAGAAACCAGAGGAGCAGCAAGAGCAAGACAAACCAGUUGAAGAGAAGGUGGAGAGACCCAGACAUCACAGGAAUCACCAUAGACACCACCGCCCUAAGCACAGUGGGCACAGACACCGACAUCAUCACAGUGAAGAUGGCCAAGUGGCCGAACUUGAUGUCCUUAGGUCUAGCGCUCAAGCUAACAAUAGGGCUGGCAGUCAAAAUGGGCAGGGUCAAAGUGUUGUGCAAGUUGUACCACAGAGUGAGGUUUUAUUUGUGCCACAAAGGGAGGCAGACAUUCCAGUAUUAGCUCGACAGCCUUGAAAAAAGGCUAAAAGCUGAAAGAAACAGUAUUUAUGAGACUGGAGAGAGGAGGGAGGCAAGGCAUUUAACAGCUGAUGCUGACACUGACGACAGCUGUCAUUUGAAGUAACAGAAAAUGAAGUGGCUUGACACUGACAGGAGGCUUUGCCAUCUUCCUGCAGUUGACAAGAGCUGCUGUCGGACAGCCUCCCUGAAUCCUGACAGUGACGUCUGUCUGCCGCUGCAUGACAUUCAGAAAGCACAGGCCUGCCAGAGACAAAGCUAGAGUCAGAGCCCAAUGCCCCCUGAGCCUGACCUCAGGAGGCAGAAAACUGACAAUGAAAGGAACUCUGACGAUUCCUAAUGUAAACUGUUAGGAAUUUAGAAUUCAGUGCCCUGUUUGUGCAUUACACAUAGUAAGCCCAUGCUUUAAGCCCAUGUUUCUAAUCCUAUACACUCCACCAAACAAAGAGAAUGUACGAAGUUGGGGUAACCCCAUAACAAACAAUCAGAAUGUAACUUUUAUCAGUUUUGAUGCAGAUGUCUAAUCAGAGCUAACUGGUUGACAUGGGUUACUGUCAUCACUUUUAGCACGACUCCCCUUGUGGCAGAAAAUAGCUGUUAAUGGGCUGCUAAUCCAUCAGUGUAAUGCACAAUCUCCCAACAUCAUUAUUUAACUGUUUAACUGCCCAGGAGUGAAGCAAUUGAUUGCUGAGCAAUGAGUUGCUGAAACCUGGGCAUGAUAUAGUUAAAGCAGGCCUGACCAAGGGAGCCUUUAUAACAUCCUAGGCUAAUGUGAAUGCAGCGCACCUCCACACCACCACAGUGCCUCUCCUGUUCAUCACUUGAUUUGUUGCUUGCGUUAAUGAUGGCAGAAGCAUAAACUACAAAAUAGGGGCUUCUGUCUGAGUCUGGCAAACAGAAACUGGUGAAUGGCGUGAGAAGAUUUUGCUUAUGCAAAAGAAUAAUUUCUAUCAUUGAGAACACAAGAUAGCAUUAGAAUAUUGUAGACUGAAUAUUAUGUUCUUUGGUGACUUAAUAAGGGAACUCUUACUGUAACUGCCAGCAACCUCCAGCGUUUUUGGAGGUUACUGGGAGUUGUCAAUAGAGUGCCAUUGUGAAGCCAUCGCAUACCAGGACCUGCCAAAGAUCGCAGGUGUUUUGCUUUAGUUAUUUGCAUUUGUAAUGAAUUUUAUUGCUGAUAUUACUGUCUUAUUCUUUGUAUGUAUGAACUUUUUGUAGUGCUUUUAGAGAAGGGUUUGGAAGUUCUUUGGUGAUGGGCUGCAUUGUUAGUAAAUGCUAUAAUCAAUGACGGUUUCUAGGGAAACAAACUCCUACAUAACCUGAAUAAACCUAUAUGGCAUUGCUAAGUAGCAUUAAUGCAGUAUGGGAAGCCAAGUGAGAGUGUAUUUCUAUAAACAAUAAAAUUCUACACAAACUA